This is a messenger RNA of Monopterus albus (swamp eel), 2559 nucleotides long. RefSeq names its product cystathionase (cystathionine gamma-lyase) (gene cth). NCBI's taxonomy places the organism in Eukaryota, Metazoa, Chordata, Actinopteri, Synbranchiformes, Synbranchidae. The record is from RefSeq and is a predicted model, not a curated record. Gene Ontology annotation, cellular component: cytoplasm. Bases 96 to 1322 code for a protein of 408 amino acids. Gene Ontology annotation, molecular function: cystathionine gamma-lyase activity; pyridoxal phosphate binding. The transcript is spliced from 12 exons. Gene Ontology annotation, biological process: transsulfuration.
AACUCGGUUAAAUAGCGUUCUUCCUUCACCAUAUACACUGUAAUGCGUACUCAUCCUGUGCCAGCUAUACUUAGUAUUUGGGGAAGCGUGCCGUUAUGGAGCCGAAGCACAAACUAGACGAGCAGAGCGGCGUGUUCGCCGGUUUUGCACCGCCUUUUAAGUCUUUCGCCACAGAAGCAAUACACGUCGGUCAGGAGCCGGAGCAAUGGACAUCAAGGGCUGUAGUGCCGCCGAUUUCUCUCUCUACCACGUUUAAGCAAUGCGAACCGGGAAAGACCGCCGGGUAUGAGUACAGCCGUAGUGGGAAUCCUACAAGAGACUGUCUUGAAAAGGCUGUGGCAGCUCUGGAUGGAGCAAAGUACUGCAUUGCUCUUGCCUCAGGACUGGCAGCCACAGUGACCAUCACUCACAUGUUAAAGACAGGUGACGGGAUCGUCUGCAUGGAUGACGUGUAUGGAGGCACGAACCGCUACUUCCAAAGAGUUGCCUGUGAACUUGGUCUGGAAGUGUCGUUUGCCGAUUGUACAAAAACGGAGCUGCUCAAAGCUGCACUGAAGGCCAACACUAAACUGGUGUGGAUUGAGACGCCAACCAACCCCAUGAUGAAGGUCGUUGACAUCAAAGCCUGCAGUGAUUUGGUCCACAAGCACAACAAAGACAUAGUAGUGGUCGUGGACAACACCUUCAUGUCUGCCUAUUUCCAGCGCCCCUUGGCUUUAGGAGCUGAUGUCUGCAUGUAUUCAGCCACCAAAUACAUGAAUGGUCACAGUGACGUGGUAAUGGGUCUGGCCUCCAUGAACCGGAAUGAUCUCUACGAGCGGCUGAAGUUUUUGCAAAAUGCCCUGGGAGCUAUACCAUCUCCGUUUGACUGCUUCCUAUGUAAUCGUGGACUGAAGACUCUACACCUGCGGAUGGAGCAGCACUUUAAGAAUGCCAUGGCUGUUGCCAAAUUUUUGGAGGCGAAUCCCAGGGUGGAGCGUGUCAUCUUCCCAGGCCUGCGCUCUCACCCCCAGCAUGAAGUGAUGAAGAGACAAUGCUCUGGGUGUCCAGGGAUGAUCACCUUCUACAUUAAAGGGAAACUUGAGCACGCCACCACCUUCCUCAAGAACCUUAAAUUGUUUGCAAUAGCUGAGAGCCUCGGCGGUUAUGAAAGUUUAGCAGAACACCCGGCAAUUAUGACCCAUGCAUCAGUGCCAGAAAAAGAGAGGAAUGUGCUGGGGAUUAGUGACACACUGAUUCGACUCUCUGUGGGACUGGAGGAUGAGGCCGACAUUAUUAAAGAUCUGGAGCAAGCACUGGCUGCUGCUCAUCCAGAGAAAUGAAAUGUCUUCAGGGCAUCUUCGAGGCUGGGGUUGAAUCAGCUGAUGACCAAACACACGGUGCCUCAAUUCAGCGCACAAACAGCAACAGGGAACAACUUGUUCUUUAGAAAAUACAAAUCAUGGUAUCUGUGAAUUAUUAAGAGGGAGAAUCAUUGUAACGCUUGUUUUACUGGAAUAUCUGUCUUAUUACGAUUUUAGCUUUUUAGGUUUGUGUGUUUUAAUUUUGAUGGCUUUAAUGGAGCAAAGUCUUAUUCAGUGAGGUCUGAUACAAUGAGUUUCUCCACAAAAAAAAAGAACCACACCUAAAUUUUUGAUAUUACUGAACAUCUGCAAAAUUAAUUUGUCCUAGCAGUCUUCUGUGACACCUCUUCUUCUCUUGUUGACCUAAUCCAAACAGUCUAAACUUGAAGUUCAUCUAUUUUCCAAUUCUAAAUGGCACAAAUUGCUUUGUUAAACACGGCACAGAUACACAGAUGUGUGAAUGAAUUCUCAUUAGUUGAACUAACCAGACUCAAAGGCAGAGCAAAUCCUGCCACCUACUGUCCUAAAGUCAAAAAUAUUUUCUGUCAUGGCUGCUGACAGACUUUAGAGGCAAUAUCACUUUGAGGAAGAAAUAUUUACAUUUAAAAAUGUGUAGAAUGUGUUAAUGUUGCUGAAAUAAGGUACAUACUGUGCUGGAUACCAAUUAAAGAAGAGAACAACUUAUUCUUUGAGUUCAAGACUAAUUGGGUUAUUAACCAAUAAAUGUGGGAGUGUUGGGUAUAGAGUGGCAUAUUUGGGGCAUGUGUGUACCAGCAAUGAUCAUGUUUGUAUAGCAUCAACUGACAGUUUUUUACAGGAGUAUCUCUCAGUAUAACAUUGUGUGUCCUGGAACAUAAAGAAUAUUAACAUAGCUUCUCAUGUUGUUGUGUGUAUGAGCAGUUGUCUCUUUCUUACUUCAAAAAGUACAAAACAUUAUGACCAUUCUUAGGAUAUGGAGUUGCUUUUUAAAACACUGUAUGGGAUUUGUAGAAAAUUUAAAUAUCAAUGCUGUUACCCUUUAAGUCCCAUCGUUUGCUCGUUCCUUCCUGAAAAAGCUCUCCAGUGAAUUUUGUUUUUGACUCAUUUUUUUAAAGGGUUAGCUUGUGUCGCUGAUGUGUAAAAGGGCAUGCCAGAGUCAAGUGCGGUAUUGAGGCAAGGGCAGAAACAGUCGUUUUUCAAACUAAAAAUAACUAUAAUUUUAACCACGAAAUUUUUU